AUGGCAGAAGUAGCAACUCUGGAAGACAGGUGGCAAGAAGCCUUCACCUGGCAGUUGCGGGUGGACAAGAUGGAGGAAAGAGCUGCCCGUCUAGAGAUAGAGUUGGAAAUGAUGAGAUCACACAAGGAGCAAGCAGAAGCAAAAGUGGCUGCUUUAGAGCUGCGAGCACAACCCGGGAAGAAAGAAGGCGGAUCUAAGGAGAUAAAGCGCCUGAUUGCAGCAGAGGCGGAGAAGACGCGAGCGCUGGAACAGCUCAUGGCAGAGGAGGCCAAAAAGAGCAGACAGCAAGAGGAGAGGUUGCAAGAGAUGCAGAAGGAGAUAGCUGAAUGGAGGAGGAAGUCUCCUGAGCCCAGUAUGGACCAAACGGGAGAACAAAAGGAGGUAAUACAAAAGCUGGAGAUAUUGAAGAGCCUCAUAGAAGCCCUCCAGAAAGAAAUCCAUAGCCAAGUGGAACAGAUAGAAGGCCUGCAUGAGGACCUGGAGAACUGGCAAGAGCGGUGUGGCCAGCUUGAACACCUGGUUGGAGAGCUGAGGAAAAAGCUUACUGAGAGCCAUACCCAGGCAGAAGAGACCAGGAAAGUGAUAACAAAAGAAAUGGAGAAAGUGAAAGAAUAUAUGGCAAAUCAUGAGGCAUUCCAGGAGCAGAAGCAGUCCCUCAAAACAGAGCUAAGAGACAGAACGAAGGAGUGCGUAGAGUUGCGGGCUCAGUGGCAAAAGGUGGAAAAAGAAAAGGACCACCCGGGGAAAGAGAUGCAGUCCCUGAGGACCCUUUUAGAAGAGAGCACAGCCAGGGAGAUGACAUUACGAGCAGAAAUCAAGCAGCAACUGCUACAGGUUGCUCAAAUACAGAGAGAGAAACUGACCGCAAUAGGCCUGCAAUUGGAGGAACAUGCAUCCAGGGCUAACAUGGAGUACCAGUAG
This is a messenger RNA of Alligator mississippiensis (American alligator), 921 nucleotides long. RefSeq names its product tropomyosin alpha-3 chain. The coding region runs from base 1 to 921 and encodes 306 amino acids. Lineage: Eukaryota; Metazoa; Chordata; Crocodylia; Alligatoridae. The record is from RefSeq and is a predicted model, not a curated record. The transcript has a single exon.